Messenger RNA from Puccinia graminis f. sp. tritici CRL 75-36-700-3, 462 nucleotides. RefSeq lists its product as uncharacterized. Bases 1 to 462 code for a protein of 153 amino acids. Lineage: Eukaryota; Fungi; Basidiomycota; Pucciniomycetes; Pucciniales; Pucciniaceae. The transcript has 4 exons. The record is from RefSeq and is a predicted model, not a curated record.
AUGCUCUUCAUGAAUUUCUUCCAAGCGGCAAGCAUCGGUUUGGCUUUCUUGCCGAUUAUCAUUAUCCUCCAUUCGGGUCAGGUUGCCCUUGUCGAUGGUGGCGGGCCAGUCAACUGCAUUUCGCACUUCGAUAGUGAAGACGGAAGCAAGGACGUUUCCUGCUGGGUGGACAGUCAAACAAAGCUCACGUGCCCGAAAACUUCCUGCAACUCUCGUCUGUAUCCGGAGCGCCACUACGGUCAAAUCGUAUAUUAUGGCUGUCAGAAUGACGAUGUUAGACAGUACUGGAAACAAGUCAUUCCACGUAACUAUCACCAUUACCCUACCGGCGACAACAAAUGGCGUCGUGGUCAGAAGGGAUUUGUCGCUGCCUUUGACGGUCGCUCUCAGACUUGGUACAACUGCGCAUACGAUUUCAAUAAUGAUAACAAGGACACCUAUAGUGAGUCUCUUUGCGCUUAG